AUGCCCAAGUGCGACUACUGCGAUGUCUACCUCACGCACGACUCCAUGAGCGUGCGCAAGGCCCACAACAGCGGCCGCAACCAUCUCCGAAACGUCGUCGACUACUACCAACAGAUCGGCCAUGAAAAAGCCCAGUCUGUGAUCGACUCCAUCACCUCUUCCUACGCCGCUGAGGGCCAGGCCCACGCCAACCCCAUGCUUCCCCAGAAUCAGCCUGGCUAUGCAGCUGCUCAGGCCCGAUUUGGUGGUGGCGGUGGCUUCGGUGGCCGUCCGCCUUUUAUGCACAACGCUGCUGGCUUCGGUGGUGGUGCCCCUAACAGAGGCCCGCCAGGUGCCCCCGGUGCUGCCGCCUCAGGUCCGGUCCAUCUCGGCUCCGGCUCCGGCGCCCUGCCUGGCUUUGCUGGUGCCGGUGUGCCACCACCUCCGCUGCCCUUUAACUUUCCCGGUGGAAUUCCUCCUCCUUUGCUGCCUGGCUUCCCUGGCAGCGCCGGACUGCCUCCCCCGCCUGGUGGCGCCUUCAUGGUCCCCGGAUCGGCUCGCGGCCUCCCCAUUCCUCCUCCUCUGUUCCCCGGUGGCCCCAAUGGAGCUCCUGGUGCUUCACCCGUCCAGGGCAUGCCACCUUUCCCCUUUCCGCCUCCCAUCCCCGGCCAGGGCUCGUCUUCUGCUGCUGGCCCCGGAGGCAUGCCGCUGCCUGGCUUUCCAGGCUUCCCCGGCAUGCCGCCUACUGGUCCCGGCGGACAGCAGGGCUUUCCUCCCUUCCCGCCACCAUUCAUGGUUCCGGGUGGCCCCGGCAUGCCGCCGUCUCUGCAGAGCGGAGAAAAUCGGUGA
Molecule: messenger RNA, 828 nt
Organism: Grosmannia clavigera kw1407
Lineage: Eukaryota; Fungi; Ascomycota; Sordariomycetes; Ophiostomatales; Ophiostomataceae
Product: u1 small nuclear ribonucleoprotein
Exons: 4
Coding region: 1-828 (275 amino acids)
Biological process (GO): spliceosomal snRNP assembly; mRNA splicing, via spliceosome; mRNA 5'-splice site recognition
Cellular component (GO): nucleus; U1 snRNP
Molecular function (GO): zinc ion binding; pre-mRNA 5'-splice site binding
Source: RefSeq, a predicted model, not a curated record